UUUCCAUAGGCAUUGUUUAUUUUCUUUCUCUCUGUAAUUUUGCAUUUACUCCAUUUGUUUGCUUCUGAUUCUCUCUCGUAUGUUCACAUUUGUUGCCUAUCAUUUCCAUUUGUUCGUUUUCAUCUCUUGCUUUCAAAAUAUUCAGUUUUAUUCCACUUCCGUUUUCGUUCCCUUUCGUGUCCUAACUUCCAUAUUGGUUGGCUCUCAUUGUUUCUUCGCUGCUUCAAGGCUGUUUCUCACUGGACCGCUAUUGGUUUCGAGAUUUUCGCAGGUUGGGAUUGUGAUUCUUGUCACGAGUUCCGGCCUCAGAGAUAUUGUCUCAGUUUGGGUGUUGAAGUCAUAUACAGCUUGGCCUUACAUACUUCCCGUUGUAAACCCAUUCAGACUUAUUGGAGUUGGAUUACCCGUUUGGACUCUUGCAACUUUGUGUUAUGGUUUCUCUUUCGAUUUCUGGUCCAUUUCAGUCUGUUGCAUGCAGAGAAGCUAGAAGAGAAUCUGAGAAAGGACUUGGGUGUUGAGAAAGAGCGUGUUCUUGAUGUAAGUUUUUCAACGUGAGUUUAAUUUGAAUCACCUUCUCCCUUAAAUAAAAAUGCAUGACUCCUGUAUGAUCUUUAUUAGUGGAUAGUCUGUAUCUGUAUUCUUCUAUUACGUCUCGUUGGUGUUGAUAGGAUUUGGAGGGUUUAUGAUAGGAGGAAAAGAGUUAAAAAUAAAACAUAACGGUUGGUGGUCUGUUAGGACAAUUAGGAAGCAGGUGGUUGGAUAACUGUCCUGGUGGGGUGUUCUGUUCAGAAUUGGAGGUGUCUUUAAGUAGGGAAAGGGAUGUCUAGGGGAGAUAUGUUGUGUUGAUUGUAUCUCAGUGACAGGACAAUAGUAUUCCUGUGUGAAGGGAGACAGUUCUGUUGGAAGAGUUCGAAUUGUAUUCUUUACUUACAAGAAUAAUAAUACAAGGCUGUUUCAGUGUUUCUGUGUGUUUGGUGCGGCCUAGUGUGUUUUCUCAUUUCUUGUUUCAAGAAAUCUAACAGGUGUCUAGAAAUUUGUGAUUCAAACAACUUGAGAAGGUUCUGCGAGAGAUGCUAUCAGAAAAUGCCAAAAUUAAAUUUAUAGUGAGUCAAAGUUGGCUGAAGCAAAAUGUUUUAUUGGCUAGUGUUGAAGAGAAAUCUUUAAAAGUAAAAGCCAAAUCACGUUCGGCUGAUGCCAAUUUUGCAUAACUAAACCAAAAGAUUUUAGAAUUUGAUUUUUA
Vigna angularis (adzuki bean) is the source of this 1240-nucleotide messenger RNA. RefSeq lists its product as uncharacterized. NCBI's taxonomy places the organism in Eukaryota, Viridiplantae, Streptophyta, Magnoliopsida, Fabales, Fabaceae. The transcript is spliced from 4 exons. The coding region runs from base 80 to 487 and encodes 135 amino acids. The record is from RefSeq and is a predicted model, not a curated record.